Messenger RNA from Gadus macrocephalus (Pacific cod), 2872 nucleotides. RefSeq lists its product as uncharacterized. NCBI's taxonomy places the organism in Eukaryota, Metazoa, Chordata, Actinopteri, Gadiformes, Gadidae. Gene Ontology annotation, molecular function: protein binding. The transcript is spliced from 7 exons. The record is from RefSeq and is a predicted model, not a curated record. The coding region runs from base 164 to 1501 and encodes 445 amino acids.
CCUGGACUCUCUGAGGAACCUGAGGACACGUCUUUGGACCGGGAGGAAGACCAGGAAGAGAAGAUUUGCUCUAUGGUUUCACAUCACUGUCAUUGUGAGCAUCGGACUGCUGAGUAUUCUCCUCAUCUCCCUGCGCUUCAAUGAAUUGACACUUCAGGGCUGGAUGUUUCACGACAAGAGUCUCUACCGUGUUUCUGCUACUAAGAAGGGCUGGAGGGCCAGUAGAGAAGACUGUCAGAAGAGAAAGGCAGACCUGGUGGUCAUCAACAGCAGAGAAGAACUGGCGUUUGUCAGCAGAUUGAUGGGUUCUUCCUGGAUUGGACUGAGUGAUCGAGAGAAAGAGGGGACCCACAAGUGGGUGGAUGGUACCCCCAUGACCUCAAGUUGGAGACACGUUAAACCACGCGAUGACGGUGGAGCAAGAGACUGUGUCGUAGCAGGGGAGGACGGCUGGUCUGAAGAACCGUGUAACAGAUCCGUGCACCACUGGAUCUGUGAGAAGGUCGUAGACCUGGAUCAUCUGGAGGCUGAGCGGAACAAAGAGGGUUCAGUGAUGCCCACGGAGGAGGAGGAGGAGGCCCCCAGCAUCACAGAGUUCCACUCCUCUACCCACGUGUUGCCCGUGGGCCAAACGGCCCGCUACACCUGCCACGCCGGCGGCACGCCGGAGCCCACAGUAGAGUGGCUCCACAACGGCAGGCCCCUGGAGAGGGACGGCACAGACGACCAAUCAGAGGCCUGGGUGGAGAGGGGCUUCCUCUUCGUCAGCGGUGGGAGGUACGGCGUGAACACGGUCUGCUGCAUGGCGAGCAACAGCGCUGGCACGGCCAAUCACAGCGCUGAGCUGCUUGUCUUUGAAGCCUGUGACCUCACACUGGACCCCAACACGGCCUACAGACUCCUCUCUCUGUCUGAGGACAACAGGAAGGUGACGCGGGUUGGAGAGGACCAGUCGUAUCCGGAUCACCCAGACAGAUUUGACUCCAGGCCCCAGGUGUUGGGUAGAGAGGCUCUGACUGGCCGCUGUUACUGGGAGGUAGAGAGGAAAGGAUGGGUUGAGAUAGGAGUGACAUACAGAGGAAUCACAAGGAGAGGAGGGGGUUGUGACAGCUUGCUUGGAGGGAACAACAAGUCCUGGGGUCUUUAUUGUUCUGAUGGUGGUUACUCUGCCCGGUACAACGGUACAGAGACAGCCCUCCCUCUCCCCCCCGCUGGCUCCACCAGAGUAGGAGUGUAUCUGGACCGGCCUGCUGGCUCUCUGUCCUUCUACAGAGUGUCCCCAGGUGGAGGAGGGUCCUCAGACACACUGACACACCUCCACACCUUCUGGUCCUCCUUCACCCAGGAGGACCUCCUCCCGGGGGUCUGGGUAGGGGGGGGUCCUCAGCCUCUCUGUGUCGGUUGUAGAAAAACGCGGGGGAGCCGGGGCCGUCUAAGCUGCACAGUGCUCUGCUCUCAGUCCCUUUGGGGGGGCAGCGUCUCAGUGAUCCCUCAGUUGUAGAAAAAUGGGGGGAGGGGUCAGCGGAGCCGGUGAGGGCCUCUCUUUCUUUCUUUCUUUCUUUCUUUCUUUCUUUCUUUCUCGCUCUCUCUUUCGCUUUCUCUCUCUCUCUCUCUCUUUCGCUUCCUCUCUCUCUCUCUCUCUUAGCAUGAUAAACCAUGAAAAGACUUCUAAGAUCUCUUUACACACGUAUAAACACACACACGUAUAAACACAUGUAUAAACAUGUCUCUCUCUCUCUCUCUCAUAGCAUGAUAAACCAUGAAAAGACUUCUAAGAUAUCUUUACACACGUAUAAACACACACACACGUAUAAACACAUGUAUAAACAUGUCACAUGUCUCUCUCUCUCUCUCUUAUAGCAUGAUAAACCAUGAAAAGACUUCUAAGAUCUCUUUACACACGUAUAAACACACACACGUAUAAACACAUGUAUAAACAUGUCUCUCUCUCUCUCAUAGCAUGAUAAACCAUGAAAAGACUUCUAAGAUAUCUUUACACACGUAUAAACACACACACACACGUAUAAACACAUGUAUAAACAUGUCACAUGUCUCUCUCUCUCUCUUAUAGCAUGAUAAACCAUGAAAAGACUUCUAAGAUCUCUUUACACACGUAUAAACACACACACGUAUAAACACAUGUAUAAACAUGUCUCUCUCUCUCAUAGCAUGAUAAACCAUGAAAAGACUUCUAAGAUAUCUUUACACACGUAUAAACACACACACACACGUAUAAACACAUGUAUAAACAUGUCACAUGUCUCUCUCUCUCUUAUAGCAUGAUAAACCAUGAAAAGACUUCUAAGAUCUCUUUACACACGUAUAAACACACACACAUAAACACACACGUAUAAACACAUGUAUAAACAUGUCACAUGUCUCUCUCUUUUGUAAAUUAUAGCAUGAUAAACCACAAAACGUUCAAGAUCUCCCAUAGUUAGAUAAGCACAUUUAUUAUUUGAAAUGUACAUAAAAUACCUAUUGGUGGUCAAUCUUUAUAUGUUUUCAGACUUCACCAGUUUAAGUCUUAAGGCCUCUUAUAUCAUCAUUUUUGUCAUAAUCCUGAUUUGCCACCUGAUUUAAAGCAGAUGUUAUGUUUUAUUCAUAAUAACCAAGAUGUCUAUGGGAUAAUGUUGCAUGUUGUAAAUUACUUUAAACUGAAUCUUGAUUUUUUGUUUUCUGUUGGGAAGCAAGCGGCCACAGAACAUGUUCAGUUAUUAAAGAUACGUGCUCACCUGUUGAUGAUUUGUAAAGUCUGCUGCUUCUAUUGUUUUAGUCCUCGUGUUUAUUGUGUACAUGUAAGGGACUAUUUUUCUGUCUUUUUUGUUAAUGAAGCAUAAUUGCAAUAAACAACUCAGUGGAUCCAACUGAA